CCAUCGCCGCGGUCGCCGCGGUGACUUCUCCCGGUGUGUGAGAUCGGAGCCUGUGCGCGUGUUUGUCGCUGCCACCGGCUGCGUAGCUCCGAAGAUUUAACCAUAGGAUAGAAAGAAACAGAAAUGUAAAGAAGAAAUCAAAAUGGAUCCAUGUAUGGGUGUGAAUUCUGUCACCAUCUCUGUUGAGGGGAUGACAUGCAGCUCCUGUGUUUGGACCAUUGAACAGCAGAUUGUAAAAUUGAAUGGUGUACAUCACAUUAAAGUUUCACUGGAAGAAAAAAAUGCAACUAUUGUUUAUGACCCUAAACUACAAACUCCAAAGACCCUACAGGAAGCUAUCGAUGACAUGGGCUUUGAUGCUAUUCUCCACAAUCCUAAGCCUCUCCCUGUUUUAACUGAGACCGUGUUUUUGACUGUUACUGCUUCACUGGCUCCUCCAUGGGACCAUAUCCAAAGCACAUUACUCAAGACCAAGGGUGUGACAGACGUUAAAAUUUCUCCUCAGCAGAGAACUGCAGUGGUGAGAAUAAUCCCUUCUAUAGUGAAUGCCAAUCAGAUAAUAGAGCUAGUUCCGGAUCUCAGUUUGGAUACUGGAACUCAGAAGAAGUCAGAAACUUGUGAAGAUUACAGUAUGGCUCAGGCAGGUGAAGUCAUGCUGAAGAUGAAAGUGGAAGGGAUGACCUGCCAUUCGUGUACUAGCACCAUUGAAGGAAAAAUUGGGAAAUUGCAAGGUGUUCAGCGAAUUAAAGUUUCCCUGGACAACCAAGAAGCUACUAUUGUUUAUCAACCUCAUCUUAUUACAGUAGAGGAAAUAAAAAAACAGAUUGAAGCUGUGGGCUUUCCAGCAUUCAUCAAAAAACAGCCGAAGUACCUCAAAUUGGGAGCUAUUGAUAUUGAACGGCUAAAGAACACACCAGUCAAAUCCUCAGAAGGAUCACAGCAAAGGAGUCCCUCACAUACCAAUAAUUCAACAGUCAUUUUCAUCAUAGAGGGCAUGCAUUGUAAAUCAUGUGUGUCAAAUAUUGAAAGUGCGUUAUCUACCCUCCAAUAUGUAAACAGCAUAGUAGUUUCUUUAGAGAAUAGAUCUGCUAUAGUAAAGUACAAUGCAAGUUUAGUCACUCCAGAAACUCUGAGAAAAGCAAUAGAGGCCAUAUCACCAGGGCAAUAUAGAAUUAGUAGUAUAAGUGAAAUUGAGAGUAUCCCAAACUCUCCCUCCAGCUCAUCUCUUCAAAAGAGUCCUUUGAAUGUAGUUAGCCAGCCUCUGACUCAAGAAACCGUGAUAAACAUUGAUGGCAUGACUUGUAAUUCUUGCGUGCAGUCUAUUGAGGGUGUGAUAUCAAAAAAGCCAGGUGUAAAAUCCAUACGAGUAUCCCUUGCAAAUGGCAAUGGAACUAUUGAGUAUGAUCCUUUACUAACCUCUCCAGAAACCUUGAGACAAGCAAUAGAAGACAUGGGAUUUGAUGCCUCUUUUUCAGAUACAAAUGAGCCGUUGGUAGUAAUAGCUCAGUCCUCAUCAGAAAUGCCACUUUUGACUGCAACUAAUGAAUUUCAUACCAAAAUGAUGACACCAGUUCACGACAAGGAGGAGGCAAAGACUUCAUCUAAGUGUUACAUACAGGUCACUGGUAUGACUUGUGCUUCCUGUGUAGCAAACAUUGAACGAAAUUUAAGACGAGAAGAAGGAAUACAUUCUGUGCUUGUGGCUCUGAUGGCUGGCAAGGCAGAAGUAAGAUAUAACCCUGCUGUUAUAGAACCCCCAAUGAUAGCUGAGUUCAUCCGAGAGCUUGGAUUUGGAGCUACUGUGAUAGAAAAUGCCGAUGAAGGGGAUGGUGUUUUGGAACUUAUUGUGAGAGGAAUGACGUGUGCCUCCUGUGUACAUAAAAUAGAGUCUACCCUCACAAAACACAGAGGGAUCUUCUACUGCUCUGUGGCCCUGGCAACCAACAAAGCACAUAUUAAAUAUGAUCCAGAAAUUAUUGGUCCCAGAGAUAUUAUUCAUAUAAUUGAAAGCUUAGGUUUUGAAGCUUCUUUGGUCAAGAAGGACCGGUCUGCAAGCCACCUAGACCAUAAACGAGAAAUAAGACAAUGGCGACGGGCCUUUCUUGUGAGCCUGUUUUUCUGUAUUCCUGUAAUGGGGCUGAUGAUAUAUAUGAUGGUUAUGGACCACCACCUUGCAACUCUUCACCAUAAUCAGAACAUGAGCCAAGAAGAAAUGAUCAGCAUUCAUUCUUCUAUGUUCCUGGAGCGCCAGAUCCUGCCAGGAUUGUCCAUUAUGAAUUUGCUAUCUUUUUUAUUGUGUGUACCUGUACAGUUUUUUGGAGGCUGGCACUUCUACAUUCAGGCCUACAAAGCGCUGAAGCAUAAGACUGCAAAUAUGGAUGUACUGAUUGUGCUGGCAACCACCAUUGCAUUUGCUUAUUCUUUGGUUAUUCUUCUGGUUGCAAUGUAUGAGAGAGCCAAAGUGAACCCUGUUACUUUCUUUGAUACUCCUCCUAUGCUAUUUGUGUUUAUUGCACUAGGCCGGUGGCUGGAACAUAUAGCAAAGGGCAAAACAUCAGAGGCUCUUGCCAAACUAAUUUCAUUACAAGCUACAGAAGCAACUAUUGUUACUCUUGGCUCUGAUAAUAUCCUCUUGAGUGAAGAACAAGUGGAUGUGGAACUUGUACAACGUGGAGACAUCAUUAAAGUGGUUCCAGGAGGCAAAUUUCCAGUGGAUGGUCGUGUUAUUGAAGGCCAUUCUAUGGUGGAUGAGUCCCUCAUCACGGGGGAGGCAAUGCCUGUGGCUAAGAAAUCUGGCAGCACAGUGAUUGCUGGUUCCAUUAACCAGAAUGGGUCACUCCUUAUCCGUGCAACCCAUGUUGGAGCAGACACAACCCUUUCUCAAAUUGUCAAACUUGUGGAGGAGGCACAAACGUCAAAGGCUCCUAUCCAGCAGUUUGCAGACAAACUCAGUGGCUACUUUGUUCCUUUUAUUGUUAUCAUUUCCAUUGUUACCCUUUUGGUUUGGAUUAUAAUUGGAUUUCUGAAUUUUGAAAUUGUGGAAACCUACUUUCCUGGCUACAACAGAAGUAUCUCCCGAACAGAAACGAUAAUACGCUUUGCUUUCCAAGCCUCGAUCACAGUUCUGUGCAUCGCAUGCCCCUGUUCACUGGGACUGGCCACUCCAACUGCCGUGAUGGUGGGUACAGGAGUAGGCGCUCAGAAUGGCAUACUAAUCAAAGGUGGUGAGCCAUUGGAGAUGGCUCAUAAGGUAAAGGUAGUAGUAUUUGAUAAGACUGGAACCAUUACACAUGGAACCCCUGUAGUGAAUCAAGUAAAGGUUCUAGUGGAAAGUAACAGAAUAUCACGCAAUAAGAUCCUGGCCAUUGUGGGAACUGCUGAAAGUAACAGUGAACAUCCUCUAGGAGCCGCCAUAACCAAAUACUGCAAGCAGGAGCUGGACACUGAAACCUUGGGUACCUGUACAGAUUUCCAGGUUGUGCCAGGCUGUGGUAUUAGCUGUAAAGUCACCAAUAUUGAAGGCUUCCUACAUAAGAAUAACUGGAAGAUAGAGGAAAAUAACAUUAUUCAAAUAGAUGCAAGUAAUGAACAGCCAUCACCUUCGUCUGCCAUGAUCAUUGAUGCUCAGCUCUCAAAUGCUCUUAAUGCUCAGCAGUACAAAGUUCUCAUUGGUAACCGGGAGUGGAUGAUUAGAAAUGGUCUUGUCAUUAAUAAUGAUGUAGACGGAUCUAUGACUGAACAUGAGAGAAAAGGUCGGACUGCUGUAUUGGUGGCAAUUGAUGAUGAGCUGUGCGGCUUGAUAGCUAUUGCUGAUACAGUGAAGCCUGAAGCAGAAUUGGCUGUCCAUAUUCUGAAGUCUAUGGGCUUAGAAGUAGUUCUGAUGACUGGAGACAACAGUAAAACAGCUAGAUCUAUUGCUUCUCAGGUUGGCAUUACUAAGGUGUUUGCUGAAGUUCUACCUUCCCACAAGGUUGCUAAGGUGAAGCAACUUCAGGAGGAAGGGAAACAGGUAGCAAUGGUAGGAGAUGGAAUAAAUGACUCCCCAGCUCUGGCGAUGGCUAAUGUUGGGAUUGCCAUCGGCACAGGCACAGAUGUAGCCAUUGAAGCAGCUGAUGUGGUUUUGAUAAGGAAUGAUCUUCUGGAUGUUGUGGCGAGUAUUGACUUAUCAAGGAAGACAGUCAAGAGGAUUCGAAUAAAUUUUGUCUUUGCUCUAAUUUAUAAUCUGAUUGGAAUUCCCAUAGCUGCUGGGGUUUUUAUGCCCAUUGGUUUGAUUUUGCAGCCCUGGAUGGGAUCUGCUGCAAUGGCUGCUUCAUCUGUUUCAGUAGUACUUUCUUCUCUCUUCCUUAAACUUUACAGGAAACCAACUUACGAGAAUUAUGAACUGCAUGCUCGAAGCCAGAUGGGACAGAAAAGCCCUUCGGAAAUAAGUGUUCAUGUUGGAAUAGAUGAUACCUCAAGAAAUUCUCCUAAACUGGGUUUGCUGGACCGGAUUGUUAAUUACAGCAGAGCCUCCAUAAACUCACUACUGUCUGAUAAACGGUCACUAAACAGCGUUGGUACCAGUGAACCUGAUAAGCACUCACUCCUGGUGGGAGACUUCAGGGAAGAUGAUGACAGUGCGUUGUAAUAGGCCGCAGAGUGCUGCUUGAUGAAGUUGUUCUGCACUGACACAGCAUUCAUGGUCACCUUAGCUUUUUACAAUAUUGCAGAAUUUUAUGUUGAUCUCAUGCUCUUAUGUUAGGGUAUCUAUUUGAAUUGCAUGUGUCUAAUGGCAAAAAUAUCUUUUUCAGGGCAUCAGCUCAGAACCUAGCUUUAUUGAAAAUGAAUUUCCAGCAUUUCUUGUUUUCACUAGCAACAGAUAAGAUAGACCAGUGAGGUUUACCAGUCCUAUAAGUGAAGAUUGCUGACUUGCUGCUAAAAUGAUAAUUUUCUGACCAAAAUAAAGUUCAAGAAAAAGAUAAUUAAAAAUUUGAAGAUUUGAGCACAUAAUCUUGAGGAGAUUCUUGAGCCCCAGCCCUGCCAGAUUGGAAGCAAUGGCUUUCAAAGCACUGAAGCAUCUAGUUUUAGAAGGAAAACAGUAGAAACUACUUCAAAAUAGGUGUGCCUUAUUUAUUACAGGCUUUCUUCACCCUGCCUCCAUUCUUCCUGCAUCUUUAUCUUUGCAGUUGCUCUCUUAGAUGCCCCAGUAUGUUGUUUGUUGUUGUUGUUGUUAUCUUCUUUCGAGUGAGCUAAGUAUAAAUGGUUUCUCAUUGACAGGAAUAACUGACACUUUUCCAGUAUCUUGUUCGUUUCUUUAUCUUGUAGCUCAAAAGACCAUAAGGGUCCAUAGGGUUCCAUGCUUCCCAUCUUCCCAUUGUUGUAAGGAAUAUAUCAGAUUCUUCCUUCAGUGACUCCCUAGCUCUGCACAAGCUUUCAAUUCACUCCUGCUGAGUUGUUCAGCUAUAAGUUGUUCUUAGCGUAGUCUGUCAGCCUCAGUCCAGAAGCUUAAGAUUGUGAGCCUCUUCUACAAUUGAUUUUUUUCAAAGCUUGACACUACCAUCUUUAACAUGUACAGGUCAUAUAAAAUUACCUGUAUUCACUAAAUUUGUCCUUUUUUGGAGAGGAUGCAAGACCUUAGCUGGUAUUUAUAAUUUAAUAGAUUUUCAUUAUCUUUUAGUGUUUUAGAUAAUCUCUCAAAAUGACUUUAAAAUAAUGUUAUUACUCAAAGCUGCUCUUACCAAAAACACAAUCAGUUGUAAUACAAAAAUGAAAAUUUCCCUAGGUUGUAAUACCUUUUAGGCAAAUCUAUACUUUUCUCUAAUUUAAAACAUUUGCACUUGCUAGCUAGUGUGGUCAACAAAUUCAGGGGCUUGUUCUCCUUGUCAUAUAAAUUUAGAAGUUCCCCUGUGAGUGCCUGGGAAUUAAUACACUGGCCAGAGAUCUGGUGCUUGUAUCACUAUUUAAAUUUCCUUGUUAACUGUAAGAUGGAUUUCAUGUACAGAAUUAUGUAAGUGAAGAAAACUCAUAAAUAAAUUCAUAAUAUUUUGUUCCCAUGCCAUAGAUUAAGCUGCUAGCACAAUGCCUGGCACAUAAGAUUUGUACUCAGUAAAUGAUAGUUCUUAUUUCUCUUUGAGAUCACUAAUAAAUACUAAAAAUCAUUUUAUCAGGGCAGAGUCUGAAAUCAGGUGGGAGUGGAGGAUGAGUGUCUUCCUCUCCUACCUUUUCUCUUGUCCUUUCAUACAUACACAAGAAAGUUUAUAACAUAAUUCCAUGCUAACUUUUCAGAGUUGGAAAAGAUGUCAUUUUUAUCUCAACUAUCUUAAAGAGAGAACUGAAACUUGAUAAAGAAAAGUAAACCCAUUUUCAUGAAAUAUGAAUGAGUUUGUGUGUCUAGGCUCAGUUUUAGACCAAUGCCUAUGCCAUCGUCUGUGUUUUCAGUUUGAAUUUUAAUAUUUGUUUCUUAUUUUAAUUCCAGUGGCCUGUCAUACCACAACUUGUUUCUUCUAGAAGAAAUAGCUAAUACAACAAAUGCAUAAUAUAGACUUCUGAAAAAAGAAAUACCUUUCUCUCUUUCUACCCACUUCCCUACCUUCCCUUCCCUCUUCCCCUCAUUCUCACUCUCUCUCUUUCUCUGAAGCACUUGAAUAUAGCCAGUUACUACUUUUAUUAUUGUGUGUGUUAGAGUUGUCCUCUUGGCCCCACAUGCCAAUGGACCACACAUGGUAUAGGGCAAUAAGAAAAGGAUCCUAUAUAAUCUGGGAAAAAUCAAGGAUAUAAUUUCAGCCCUUACUACCAGAACAGAAAACAUGCUCCUUAGGAAGAAUCCUGCUUUAAAUAUCUAUAACCAUCUUUGAAUUCUCUUCCACAAAUCUUACGCAAUUCUAAACUCCCAUUAGCAUCAUAGAGCAGCUGUAUUCACAGGAGAGAGAGGUGAUAUAUAGAGGGGAUCAAAAACAUUGCUUUCAGUUAGUAACUGGCUUUUAGUAAUGAGUUACUAGUGAGAACAAAUUUGAUCAAUGUGUGCAUAUGUGUCUAUGUUUAUUCAUAUCAUGACGUAUAUACACAAAUCCCAUAUAGAAGGAAAAUGGACUUAUAUAUGAAUUUUAUAUUUGAAGGUUUUUGUUUGUUGUUCCAUUGUCACUCUUCUGUAUUCCGUCAGCAACCAUGCCCUCAGUCUGAAAGAUAACAAAAACGUUUUUGUAUUGAGUGCUGACUUAGACUCAACUAAGGGGCGCCUUUUAUCUUAAAUAUCCAAAGAUGCCUUUUAAAUUUCAAAGGUUAAAAUGUAACUAUUUAGUGUUAUAGUCUAAAGAAGUAUGGUUGUCAUUUGUGAAAAUAGAAAUGUUAUUUUUCCUAGUUUAGUAUCAGCAUUUUAGAGUGUUAGAUUUGAUGCCUUGUGAACAAAUAAUUUUAUAUUGUGCUUUAAACUUUUUAAAAGUUACUCUUUUAUCAGACAUAUUCUUUGUUCAGAAUGCUUAAAAUAGCAGUGUAGACAAGAUGUUUCCAAAAAUUUAAAGCAUAUCCUUUAUGUACACAGCUUAAAAAUCAAGAAUGUAUGUUCUUAGAGAUUUUUUUUCCCAUUACUUGUGACUCUUGCUUUAAAAUUUUUUUUCUUAAUAUUUAUUUUGCUCUAUUUUGUUAUUUUCUUUGGGUGAGGCAUCUGAUUACUGGUUAUUUUCGUAAGAAUAGAAACAUUCCUAAAAUCACUCCUUUUGGAUUUUUUUGUUUCUUACUUUUCUAUAUUAAAAAUAUUAUUUUACCAAAUAUAAAAAAUAUAGAUUCAUGCCAAAUUAUUAGCUGUUUUUACCCGAACUUUCUGUAGUCCUUCUGAAAGUUUAUCUGGCAUGAAUAACCAGAUAAAGCACAAAAGCGUGAAUUCUUGUUCUUCAAUUAAAAGAGCUUCUGUAAUGGCAUUGAUAAUAAAUGCCUUUUGUGGCCAAAACCAGGCGUCUCAACCUUAGGCUUUUAGUUAAAGAAAUGUCUAACUAACCAUUGUUAAACAUUGUUUGAUACCCAAAACAGCAGUGGACGAUGUUGUGCAAUAAUCAUCUACUGUAGUCAAAAUAUUCAGUAGUUUGUUUUUCCAUAAGCAUGUAAUUGAUCAUAUUCUGCCAAGGAUGUGCCUUCAACUUUAUAAUUAUAGUAUUGUAAAAAAAAA
This is a messenger RNA of Vicugna pacos (alpaca), 8137 nucleotides long. RefSeq names its product ATPase copper transporting alpha (gene ATP7A). The record is from RefSeq and is a predicted model, not a curated record. Lineage: Eukaryota; Metazoa; Chordata; Mammalia; Artiodactyla; Camelidae. Gene Ontology annotation, biological process: monoatomic cation transport. Gene Ontology annotation, cellular component: membrane. Gene Ontology annotation, molecular function: copper ion binding; ATP hydrolysis activity; ATP binding.